AUGGCUUCGAAAGAAUACAAGUUCCCGGCUUUUGAUGAGGCGCCAAAGGUUGAGGGUAUGCCCCAAGGCAAUCUCUGGGGUUUCUUCGACGAAGACGGCAAGAAAGAUGAAGUAGGAACAAUCAACCUCCUCACCCCCUCGGUCGUCAAACGCGCCGCUUCAGAAGAAAUCCGUACAGGCACCUCGAUCCAACUCGACUGGGAACUACACAAUGUGCAAUUCCCCGGUUUCAACCGCAAACCCUUUUCGCAAAAACAAAUCGACUUUGGCACCUUCUCUUCGCUCUGCGCAAACGACGACGAACUCCACAUCAACACGCAGGCAGGUUCGCAAUGGGAUUCUCUAAAGCACUUUGCGCAUCAGGCAACGGGUACGUAUUACAAUGGGCUCACGCAUGCGGAGGCGGCCAAGAGCGAUACGAAUGGCACGCAUAAGUGGUGUGAGCGUGGGGGCAUAGUGGGCAGGGGUGUGCUGUGUGAUUGGUUGAGGUGGUAUGAGGAGACCAAGGGGAAAGGAGCGCCGAGUGCGGUGUCGAGGCAUGCGAUUCCGGUCGAGGAGGUGCAGGAGACGCUUAAGUGGCAGGGGACCGAGGUUAGACAAGGAGAUGUGUUGGUGGUGAGAACGGGGUAUGUAAGGUGGCAUAAUAAUGCAACAGAAGCAGAGCGAAAAUCAGGCACCCAGGAUAACAACGUCGCCAUUGGCCUGGAAUCCUCGGAGCGCACCGUCCGUUGGCUUUACGACUGCCACUUGGCGGCCAUUGCUGCCGAUAAUGUCGCUCUUGAGGCGUGGCCCCCGAAAUUCCAAGACGGAUGGUGUUUGCAUGAGUGGCUACUUGUGCAUUGGGGUACGGCCAUUGGCGAAAUGUGGGAUUUGGAGAAACUGAGUGACAAGUGUAAGGAGGAAGGGAGGUAUAGUUUCUUUUUGACAAGCGCGCCGUUGCAUGUUAGGGGUGGGAUUGGGAGUCCGCCGGGGGCUAUUGCGAUUUUCUAG
This is a messenger RNA of Bipolaris victoriae FI3, 990 nucleotides long. RefSeq lists its product as hypothetical. Gene Ontology annotation, molecular function: arylformamidase activity. NCBI's taxonomy places the organism in Eukaryota, Fungi, Ascomycota, Dothideomycetes, Pleosporales, Pleosporaceae. Bases 1 to 990 code for a protein of 329 amino acids. The transcript has 4 exons. The record is from RefSeq and is a predicted model, not a curated record.